Messenger RNA from Gasterosteus aculeatus aculeatus (three-spined stickleback), 1649 nucleotides. RefSeq names its product GRB2 related adaptor protein 2a (gene grap2a). NCBI's taxonomy places the organism in Eukaryota, Metazoa, Chordata, Actinopteri, Perciformes, Gasterosteidae. Gene Ontology annotation, molecular function: protein binding. The record is from RefSeq and is a predicted model, not a curated record.
CAGGCGUGGUUGUCGUCACGCAGCGGAGCGGAGACGCACGCAGCUCAUAAAUCAUCCGCCUUUACUCGACUCCUUCCCGCCGACAGAGAGAAGACGCGUCCGUGCGGAGGAGCAGCGCCUUUAAUGUGGUGGUGCACAUGUGCGCGAGCCCCCGGACAUGCUGCGCGCGCUGCGGAGCGACACCUGGCCGGCCUUAGAAUAAAGCCCCGCGAGGAAAGAUCCCACGCGUGAUCACCAGGAACUGCAGUGCUACACGUCUGAGUGCUCCGUGUUUAUGUUCCAUCAACAUCCUGUUCCCUUCCACCAACCCCCCCAAAACAAACACAAGGAAAACAAAUCAGGACUUUUACGGGGUCAGAAGACAACAAAAGGAAUUCAAAGGAAGAAAUUCUUCUUCGUCUCUCGGCUGCUUUCUGCUGAACGCCUGGUGGACGAUGGAAGCCCGAGGAAAGUACGAUUUCAGCGCCACGGCAACCGACGAGCUCAGCUUCAGAAAGGGCGACACCCUGAAGAUUUUAAGCCCGCAAGAUGACUGGUACAGAGCAGAGAUGGGCGGGCAGGAAGGAUACGUACCGCAGAACUACGUGGAGGUGCAGACGCCGAGGUGGUUUCAUCAGAACGCCAGUCGCAGCGCUGCAGAGGACGUCCUUCGGUCCAAAGGCGUGGGACACUUUGUGAUCCGAGGAUGCCAGAGCUCCCCGGGAGACUUCUCCAUCUCUGUCAAGCACGAGAGUGACGUCCAGCACUUCAAAGUGAUGAGAGACAACAAAGGCAUGUACUUCCUGUGGUCGGAGAAGUUCACCUCCCUCAACAAGCUGGUGGACUUCUACAAGUCCGCCUCCAUCUCCAAGACCAGGGAUAUCUUCCUCCGCGACGACGGCUCGGACAGCCGCGGCCCCCCGGGGGCCCAGGCGGUGAAGAGGGGAAGUUUGCCCGAACAACGCGUCAACGCGUCUGCCGCCAUCGUAGCUUCACCGCGCAGAGCUUCAGACCAGCCGCCCAGACAGCUGGCCAAACGAGCCGGUCUGGAGGAGCGAGCUCAAACCAUCGGCCACACGGGCAGAAGCAGCCCCGGCACAUCCGCUCAGCCACCGCGCCGCACGUCUGAGACCAUGCCGCUCCCCCAGAGGGCGUCCACGCAGCAGGUGAAGGCGCUCUACGACUUCUGCGCGGAGGAGGGCGACGAACUGGGCUUCAGCGCCGGUGACAUCAUCGAGCUGCUGGAUCGCUCCGACGCGUCGUGGUGGCGAGGGAGGCUGCGGGGGAAAAGCGGCCUGUUUCCCGCCAACUACACAAUGCCGCUGUGAGAAGAAGACCCCCCCCCCCCCACACACACACUCUCAGACUCCCUCUGAGCAGAAAGAACUGACUCAUCUGAUCUCUGCCCAAAGGACUGAGUCAUUUAGCAUUGUAGUGAAUACCUGAAACCUGCAACGUGUGGCAGCAGAGGAACGUUUUGUCUUUGAAAUCACCACGUGGCCGACAGUCAAUGUGCAGCUGAAUCGACUGUAACAGCUGUUUCGGCUCACUCAUGGUAGUGAAGUUACCUUUUAUACCGCAAGAGAUUUUGGAUGAAAAAUUCAGCAGAUUUCUGAAGAAACCUGAACGCUUUACAGAAUAAGAAAUAAAAUCAUUGAUGAUGAUGAUGA